This is a messenger RNA of Trichomonas vaginalis G3, 714 nucleotides long. RefSeq lists its product as uncharacterized. The transcript has a single exon. The coding region runs from base 1 to 714 and encodes 237 amino acids. The record is from RefSeq and is a predicted model, not a curated record. NCBI's taxonomy places the organism in Eukaryota, Parabasalia, Trichomonadida, Trichomonadidae.
AUGUUUAGUUCUUUAGUUAAAAAGAUCACAGAAAGUCCCUACCAGGAUUAUUCAAACUUCCAACGCACAUUUGAUUCCAAUAACAACUUCAAUAACCUUCUUCGUACAAAUUAUGCGGCUGCAUUUGGUGAAAACUACAACUUCUUCCAAGACAAGCAAGUUGAAGACAUCAAGCAAGUAUACAUCAAACUAAAGCCAAUCGGAGGUGAAUUACUUGAGUUACACGUUGGCCAGAUGGACUUCUUACAAGAAUAUUCACUUUUCUGCCAUGAAUUAAAGAAAAUCCUAGAGACACAGAAUGCUAAGCUUGCUGAAAAAGAAAAUAAAGAAAAGAUUCAGCAGAAAAUGCAAGAUAGAUUAGAUUCCGAUCAAAAGAAGCUCGAUACAGCUAAAUCCGCAGGAAAAACCGAAGCUGCAGCCAAGCUUGAAAACACUGUUUCUACUGAUGAAGCUAAUUUAAACGAUGCAAAGGCAAAUGCUCAAAAAGCUGAACAAGAUUACAAUAACUACAUGGAAGAAUCGAAGACAAAGUUCCCUGCCCUCUUCGUUGAUAAGACUAUUUCACUAGUUCGUAAAUUACAAGCAUCUUCGCAGAAGAAUAACCAAAUUGGUAGUAAAAUACUUGAAGUUGCUCAGCAAUUCCACGACUUCGAUGAUCCAAGCUCUAAGGCAUUACGUGAUCGCUUGGAAUUGUGGAAUCAAACAACAGUUUAA